Messenger RNA from Verticillium alfalfae VaMs.102, 1251 nucleotides. RefSeq names its product endochitinase. Gene Ontology annotation, cellular component: extracellular region. The transcript has 4 exons. Gene Ontology annotation, molecular function: chitin binding; chitinase activity. Lineage: Eukaryota; Fungi; Ascomycota; Sordariomycetes; Glomerellales; Plectosphaerellaceae. The record is from RefSeq and is a predicted model, not a curated record. The coding region runs from base 1 to 1251 and encodes 416 amino acids. Gene Ontology annotation, biological process: carbohydrate metabolic process; chitin catabolic process.
AUGUUCUUCCUUCGUUCUCUUGUAAGUCUGGCGCUUACAGCUGCCAUUGCCGAAGCUUCACCAGUUGCUGCUUUAACUUCGAGGGCUGCGAACGGCUAUCAAAAUGCUGUGGCGAUAUACGGACGGAACUACCAGCCUCAGAAUCUGCCGGCUUCGCAGGUCACGCAGGUUCUCUACGCAUUCUUGAAUCUCCGCGCCUCAGGAGAGGUGAUUUCCGGGGACGCAUACUCGGAUCUGGAAAAAAGAUACCCAACCGACUCUUGGAACGAUAUCGGCACCAACGCAUACGGUUGUGUCAAGCAACUGUUUAUUCUCAAGAAGUCAAACCGCCGCAUGAAAACUCUGCUAAGUAUUGGGGGUUGGACUUGGUCUACCCAUUUCCCGGCGGCAGCGAGCACCGAGUCAGGAAGGAAACUUUUCGCCAAGUCAUCGGUCACAUUCAUGAAGGACUGGGGCUUUGACGGUAUCGAUAUUGACUGGGAGUAUCCCGCCGAUGCCACUCAGGCUGCAAACUUCAUCCUGCUGCUUCAAACCGUACGAGACGAGCUUGACGCCUAUGCUGCUAAACACGCCCCUGGUUACCGCUUUCUAUUGACGAUCGCUGCCCCAGCUGGGCCCCAGCACUACAAGAUUCUGGACCUUCGAAGCAUUUCAGCCGUGGUUGACAAGAUUUAUCUCAUGGCCUAUGACUAUGCCGGGUCCUGGGAUUCUAAUGCUGGACACCGGGCCAAUCUCUACCCGAACCCAGGCAACCCCGCUGCGACUCCGUUCUCCACCAACGCCGCGCUGACAGACUAUCUCGCGGCAGGCGUUCCAAGCUCAAAGAUAGUCAUGGGGAUGCCAAUAUAUGGCAGGGCUUUCGAGAAUACUGAUGGCCUCGGCCGCCCCUUCUCCGGCAUCGGACAAGGGUCUUGGGAGAACGGCGUCUGGGACUACAAAGACCUUCCCCGGCCGGGAGCCACUGAGCUCUACGACGACGUCGCUCAGGCUUCAUACAGCUACGACAACAAGAGCCGAAAGCUCAUCUCGUACGACACUGUCGACGUCAUCAAGAACAAAGUGUCGUACCUGAAGCAAAAGGGACUUGGCGGCUCGAUGUUUUGGGAGGCAAGCGGUGACAGGGUCGGUGAAGGUAGUUUGAUUUCCGCGAGUUUCCAGUCGCUGGGAGGAGCAGACGGACAAGAGUCGGUCAACAACAUGCUGAGCUACCCUGACAGUAAGUACGACAACAUUCGCGCUGGUCUUUCGUAA